GAACCACCAUCAAUUCUGAAGAUGAAAUUGAUUACUAUGGUGUCUUAAAAGAGAUUAUCGAGUUAUUGUAUUAUGGACACUCAGGCCGACAGGAGACUGUAGUCUUAUUCAAUUGUGAUUGGUAUCACACGAGACGGGGAAUACGCGUGGAUGUUAAACACGGAAUUGUUGAUGUCAAUCCAAGCUUCCAACUUUCAACAGGAGAGCCAUUUUGCCUUGCUAGUCAAGCACAACAAGUUUAUUAUACUCCAUAUCCGGGUACAGAUAGAAUUACUCGGGGAUGGUUCACAGCAUGUAAAAUAAAAUCUAGACAUCUUAUUGACACCUCAUCAACCUCAUCUUCAGCAGAGAUUGAUGACAUUUUUCAAGAUGAUGACCCCCCCAUAAUGCAAGGCUCUUCAUUAGCUAUAGAUUUAGCUGCGUACCAAUCACUUCAACUCCAUGCAGAAGGUGUUACAGAAGUUGAGGUUAAUGCUGAUGCAUCCGAAGAAGAUGAGGGCUGUAGAGAAGAAAAAGAUUCAGAAACUUCAAGAAAUAGUAGUGAUAGCAUUGAUGAGGAGGAUGAUAGUUUGGCUAAGAGGAGAUCUUCUUCCUCAGGAUUCCAGGGGCAACGUAAUCGUGACCAGCCGCAGGUGUUCUCUAGUAGUGGCAUAGCUCAUGAUAUAGAGCAGACGAGAUGUGAUCCAUUGAUUGAGGAUAUGGAUCAUUUGACAUCUGAUCAUGAUACUGAGGGCCCUUCAUCCUCGAAGGGGAAAAAAGGACGAGGACGAAAUUUGAAAGGUCUAUGCCCUCCAAAGAAUAGAGAGAGUAAGACCUGGGUUAAGCUUACUGAUGAUAAGCUUCAGUUUGUUGAUCCAUCCAUUCCUCGAGCUAUCACUGCCUUAUGGAAAUGGAGUGAUAAUAUGAGGGAUGUGAGGUUAAAGUGGGUGAAGGACCCAUCUUAUAUCCCAUGUUGGAUGCCACCUCAUUUAUGGUCUCAGCUACUACAUUAUUGGGAUUCUGAUGAAUAUAAGAUGCUUCAAGAAAGGGGAGCAAAGAAUAGGAAUUCAGGGGAGAGAGUGACUCACACCACUGGGCCAAUUAGCUUUGGCAUCCAUGAGAUGCGGAUGACUGAAGCUAGAGGUGGUGUGCAACCUCCACAUCAAGAGAAGUUCAAGGAGACACAUACCUUCAAAAAGAAGGUGGCAACGAAUCAAGAGCCGAUGUGGAUAAAUGAAAAGGCAAAGCACCGACAUGUAAAUACUUAUAUAGCGGAGUGCUUAGAGACCCAUGGCUCCGAUCCUAGUUCGUGGCCACGCAUGGAUCAUGAGGCAUGGGUUAAGGCUAUUGGAGGUUGCUCGUCCAGUUUCAUGCCAGGGAUUGGCUCUCAAGUAAAUCCAGAGGAUGUUGGAUUUAGCUACAGGAAGAGGCCACCCCGAGACAACUUGAUGGCAGCGAUUAUGAUGUCUGACUUUGUUGAGGAGCAAGCACACCACACUGAGGUGGUGGCAAAACAAACUGAAGAGUUAGAAAGACAAUGGCAACAAAUUAUUAUGAUGCAACAACAGCUAGCCCAGAUGACACAAGCCCAAAAUAGUCUUCGCAUGAAUACACCUGUCACCUACUCUACUGAUUCUACACAGACCUCUCCUAUUGUGCCUGAACAUCAGCAGCAGCAGCUUCCGCCUCAAGAUGAUGUAUACCAUCCUGUUUUCGAUCCAGACUAUUCAGCUCCUUAGUUUUGUUUUUUGCUUGGUUAUCUGCUUGGUUAUCUGCACACUCUAUAUGGUUGCCUUUAUUUCUAUUAGUACUUUUAACUGCUAGCUUUAACUUUUUAUUAGGAUAUCUUUUCAUAUUUUACUUGACCUCCAGUAAUCAUGCUUGAAGUAUGAACUUUUGGACUAUUUUGGGGGUUAAUUGUUAUGAAUUGAAUAUCAUGUAGUUAUUUAGGACAAUGGCAUAUGGUUGAUAUACUUUAUGGUUGUAGUUGAAGAGAAAAAACUACUUUUAGUAUGGUAAAGUUGUAGAAUAUGUGCUUUUCAUCACAAAUGCAGGUUUAAAAAAAUUGGUUAUGAUCA
Rubroshorea leprosula is the source of this 2057-nucleotide messenger RNA. NCBI's taxonomy places the organism in Eukaryota, Viridiplantae, Streptophyta, Magnoliopsida, Malvales, Dipterocarpaceae. The record is from the annotation of a GenBank genome assembly.